Molecule: messenger RNA, 2044 nt
Organism: Odocoileus virginianus texanus
Lineage: Eukaryota; Metazoa; Chordata; Mammalia; Artiodactyla; Cervidae
Product: beta-galactosidase-1-like protein 2
Biological process (GO): carbohydrate metabolic process
Cellular component (GO): vacuole
Molecular function (GO): beta-galactosidase activity
Source: RefSeq, a predicted model, not a curated record
GUCUGGAGACCGGAGAGCUCCGCGCUUGAGGAAUGCAGGCCUUCUUGUUCUUGGUGAGGCUGGCGGGCCUCCUGAGCCUGACUUCCAGGUUCCUGGUAACGUCCGUGUUGCAAGAAGGCCUCCCAGAGAGCGUGGUCCAGGCUCUCCUGAGGCCCUCGCACAUCAGUGAGAGGCUUGUGGGUCUGCAGGUCAGGGGCUCCGACUUCACGCUGGGGAACACGCCUUUCCUCAUCCUGUCGGGCACCAUCCACUACUUCCGUGUGCCCCGGGACUACUGGAAGGACAGUCUCCUGAAGCUGAAGGCCUGUGGCUUCAACACCGUCACCACGCAUGUUCCUUGGAACCUUCAUGAACCAAGAAGAGGCCAGUUUCACUAUAGUGGAAACCUGGAUUUGAUGGCUUUCAUAUCCUUGGCGUCAGAGGUGGACCUGUGGGUCAUCCUGUGUGUUGGCCCCUACAUCGGGAGCGACUUGGACCUCGGAGGCUUGCCCAGCUGGUUACUCAAGGAUUCUCAUAUGAAGCUGAGAACAACUUACAAGGGCUUCACAACAGCAGUGAAUCACUAUUUUGAUGACCUGAUUCCCAGGAUUAGAGGAUUACAGUUCCACGAAGAGGGAUCCAUUAUUGCCGUGCAGAUGGAGAACGAAUAUGGUUCCUAUAACCUGGAUAAAGGAUACAUGCCGUAUAUUAAAAAUGCACUGCUGAGCAGAGGGAUCAAGACGAUGCUCCUGACGGCGGACACGGGCCCGGGAUUCCUGAAGGGACACACGCCGACCGUGUUCGCCACCCUCCACAUGAAGGGCAUAAGGAAGGACACGUACGAACACCUCUCCUCCGUUCAGGGCCCUGGCCCGGUCAUGAUGAUGGUGUACACCGCCAGGUCUCUGGACGGGUGGGGCGCUUCUCGAAACACUAUGGACUUGCACAACUAUGGGGCACUGCUGACAGAGGAUGGAGACUAUACACCCGAGUAUCUCACAUUCCAAAAGCUUUUUCACCCUGAUGCAGAGGUUCCCAGCUUCCGGCAGGAAGACUGCAAGCCUAAGGACACAUACGCGCCCCUGGCUGCAGGUCACUUCAUAUCCCUGUGGGACACCCUGAUUCACCAGGAUGACCAGCCCGUGAGGUCCAUGGGGCCGCUCUCCAUGGAGCAGCUGUCCGUGAACCAAGGGAACGGCCAGUCUACUGGGUACAUACUUUAUGAAACUGUCAUCACCGGAGGAGGCGUCCUAAACUCGGAUGGCCAUGUGAAGGAUCGGGGCCAGGUGUUUCUGGAUGACAAGUAUAUAGGAGUCCUGGAUGACGCGCAUCAAAGGCUGACUCUUCACAAUGACCAUCACAAGGAGUUCCUGACGCUGAGGAUCCUGGUGGAGAACCAAGGACGGCUUGCCUCCGGGACCAGCAUGAACCAGGAGAGGAAAGGUCUUACUGGGAACAUCUAUCUAAACAGUUCUCCACUGAGAAAAUUUAAAAUCUACAGCCUGGAGAUGCAGAAUAAAUUCAUACAGAGGAAACUUCCCAACAUCUGGAAGCCCAGCUUUCUCCACGCUGAGGGCCCUGCAUUCUUCCUUGCCCUCCUGAGAGUUGGCAGUCAACCCAAGGACACCUUCUUGAGCCUGCGGGGCUGGACGAAAGGAGUGGUCUUCAUCAAUGGACAGAACCUGGGACGCUACUGGAGCCUCGGGCCCCAGGAAACACUCUACCUCCCGGGACCCUGGCUCAAGCCCGGGUUAAACGAGAUCAUCGUGUUUGAGGAGUUCAAGUCCGCCCUGCUGAUCUACUUCAGCAACGUCUCCCAGCUGGGAUAUUGAGAGCAAUGUCAGACUGGCCGCCCCUCCUCCUCAGGGUACUGAGACUGAUGUUAAUCGGGCUGUGGCUGAGCUGAGCCAUCUCAGAGCCCUGAGCGCCUGCCAGUCCUCCAGGCCCGGCCAGUCGCCGGGACCACUCCAGAGAUUCUGUGAGGCCUGAUCCUGCCGGGUCUGCCAUCUGCUUCCCCACCAGCCAGCCCGUUCCUCCUUUAGCAUAAGUCAGCUUCCCUGUUAGC